AUGUUAUCAAGAAGCCAACUGUUAACUACUACCAAAGUUCAUAAGUCAAGAUCGAAUCGUUCAUUCGAUAGUGCGGAAUUGUUUCGCACAGCAAUAUUUUCAGAUAAUGCAGCUUAUGGCCCGUUGCCACGUCAAGUUGACCUACGUCGAUGGAUGUCACCGAUUGUAAAUCAAGACUACAUGAAUACUUGUGUAUCGAGUGCAUUUGCCAGUGCAUGUGAAUAUUUACUAAAGCGUCGAAGCGGUGUAUAUACCCCAAUAUCUCGCUUAUUUAUAUAUUUCAAUGGACAAAUCAUCGAUCAAAGAACUCGUAAUGUCGAAGAUGCAGGUGCAUCACGAAAGAAUGUUGUCGUUGGAAUGCGUAAAUACGGGAUAUGUAAAGAAGAAAUUUGGCCAUAUGAUCGACGUUUACUAAAUCGAAAACCACCACCUGAUGUGUAUCUGGCUGCAAGGCAACAUACUAUCAUUCCACUUCGUUUUCCACUUGAGGUUAAUGCAAUAAGAACGUGUUUAGCAAAUCAAAUACCAGCAGUUAUAGCCGUGAAAAUGAAGUAUGAGAUCAAUGGCGAAGCUAAUGCUAAUGGUGGUUAUAUAUCAAUACCCGAUCCAAGUGAUUAUGAAAUUGCAUAUUUAACUUCCCAUGCUAUACUCAUUGUUGGAUAUGACGAUGAUACCGAGCAUUUUAUCGCACGAAAUUCAUGGGGACGCGAUUGGGGAUAUUACGGUUAUUGUUUUCUCCCAUACCAAUACUUACUAGAUGAACGUCUUGUCAAUUAUCCAGAUUAUUCAUGGGCUAUAACACAAAUUGUACCUCGAAUGGAUUAUUCGCCACCAAUGCAAAGUUUAGCAACAACGCAAUAUUAUCACACAGAUUCACGACGCAGACGAUCACGUAAAAAAUUACGACAGUCUAGUACCACAAUGCUUUUGAUGAGCACUACAGGUGUUUAG
This is a messenger RNA of Adineta ricciae, 951 nucleotides long. The record is from the annotation of a GenBank genome assembly. Lineage: Eukaryota; Metazoa; Rotifera; Eurotatoria; Adinetida; Adinetidae.